CGUCAGACAAGACCGUAAAAUCGCCAAAUACACAAGAAAAUCGUUAUUCUCUUGUGUCGUGGCCAGAAAUAGAGAAAAAGGACCUAAGUAUGGUUUAUCGCAACCGUAACAAUCACAAAAACUCGGCACAACGUUCCAGCAAUCCGUGGCAUCAGAAUCCGACCGCGGAACCAGCUAGUAAUAACCAGCGGCCGAAAACAGUAACUGGGAAAAAGUCUAGUAAAACAACAGCUGAUAAUGAUGAAAAUUUUCUGAAGCAAUCAGAGGAAAAGUUCAACCAAGCCCAUCGGAAACAUGUGGAAUCGGCUAAGAAGUACACCCAACAAUACGAAUCUAGCGAGGAUGAAGACGAAGGGGACACCGCAUCGCAGGAAAUACUGGGUACUGUGUUGAAGAAUUAUACUGGGUAUGGGGGAGACAUCGACAAAACGCAAGAAUAUCUGCAAAACCUGUUGGAAUCUCGUUCAGCGGUUUGUUUGAUUUGUAUCGGAGCAGUGAAACGAGCAGAUUCGAUUUGGUCCUGCAGGAAUUGUUACACCUUUUUUCAUCUGUUGUGCAUUCAGCGCUGGGCUAACGACAGCGUGUCUUUGAAACGCAUCAGCCACGAGCAGCAGGAAGGUUACUACAACAACCGGGGAGAGUAUGUCCCUAAGCCGGCUCUUUACGUUCACUGGGAUUGCCCAAAGUGCCGCAAGGAAUACGAACCGGUGGACAUUCCGAGACACUAUGAAUGCUUCUGCAGUAAGGAACAGAAUCCUCAGAAUCACUUGUGGUUGAUUCCGCAUUCUUGCGGAGAGACAUGUCAGAAACGAUUGGUACCGGACUGCGGCCACAGCUGUGUGCUGCUCUGUCAUCCCGGGCCGUGUCCACCAUGUCCCCAGACAAUCAGCAUCUCCUGCAAGUGUGGUCAAUCUGCACCGAAAACUAUUCGAUGUUCACAACGAAGCUGGACAUGUCUUAAAACGUGCAAACAAAAACGCAACUGCGGUAUUCACGAGUGUGGCAAAGUAUGCCAUUCGGCAGACGAGUGUCCCCCGUGUCAAAGUAGAAGUAAGCAAAAAUGUCUUUGUGGUAGUAAAACUAAGGAGGUGAAUUGUUCGGAGUCAGACUGGCAGUGCGGCAAAGUGUGUGGCAACAAGUUUGCCUGUGGAUUACACUCCUGCGAAAAAAAUUGCCACAGCGGCAGCUGUGGCGAGUGUCCACAGGGUUUACCAAGAACGUGCCCAUGUGGAAAGACCAGUACCGUUGCAUCUUGCUCGGAGGAAAUUGGAACUUGCGGUGAUACGUGUCAGAAGUUCCUUGAAUGUCAGGUUCAUCGCUGUAGCGAACGAUGUCAUCCGGGCCAAUGCGGUCAGUGUUUGGAACUGAUCAAGAAAUCCUGUCGAUGUGGUUAUAUGAGUAAGGAAGUGGCUUGCCAUAAACAGCUAAGCUGUGAAACGAAAUGCAAGAACAUCCGUAGUUGCAACAAACAUCCGUGCAACAGAAAAUGCUGCGACGGUGAUUGUCCGCCGUGCGAUAAAUUGUGUGGGAAAACAUUGCCUUGUGGCAAACACAAAUGCAGUUCGCUCUGUCAUCAUGGUCCGUGUUUUCCGUGUAACCUGAAGGCACAGGUCAAAUGUAGAUGCGGUGGUACUACAGUGGAUGUUCCGUGCGGACGUGAAAAGAAAAUUGGUUCACCCAAGUGUCGACUACCGUGUCGCAUUCAUUCCAAGUGUCACCACACGAAUCCUCAUAGCUGCCACCAGGGCGAAUGUCCUCCCUGCCAGCAGGUUUGUGCAUUGGUAAACGAUUCCACCAAGUGUGAGCAUCUUUGCGGGGCAAAAUGUCACGAUGCGGUGCGCGUCGUUACGAAGGAUAAGAACCAUAAACCGGUCGGACCGUGGGAUGUACCGAUGGAAAUUGUCGAGAUCAAAAAACUUCCUCAUCCUCAGUGUGAGGUGAAGGUUCCCGUUACGUGUAUUGGAGGUCACGAAACAUCACUGUGGCCAUGUUAUAACUCUAAACCGGCCACGUGUGGACGUGCUUGCGGUCGAGCACUGCGAUGUGGAGUUCACACGUGUCCCCUGCCAUGUCAUACGGUAAAGAAGAUCAAUUCCACAGAGCAAGAUCCAAAGUGUCAAUCGUGUCACGUGGGGUGCGUGAUUCCAAGGCCAACCGGGUGCGUUCAUCCCUGCAAACGACCAUGCCAUCCACCACCAUGUAAUCCCUGUCAGGUCCCAACGAAAACCGCUUGCCACUGUGGUUUAACACAGAUUUUCUACAAAUGUCACGAGUUCUAUGACGAUGACACAAAAACCGAAAACGACUGGAAACAGUUCAGGGAAUCUCUGCUCAGUUGUGGUCAGAAAUGUAUCAAGAAUUUCCCCUGUGGUCACCGGUGCACGUACACCUGCCACUCAGGUGAUUGUCCCAACCCGGAGACGUGCAGUAGGAAAGUCAAGGUAACGUGCGUAUGUCGCAACCGUAAAAUGGAUGUUAACUGCGACGGAUCCAAAGGUAAAGGCAAAACAUUGCCUUGUGACGAAAGCUGUGAAGUCUUCAAAGAAGCCAAAACUCGAGAACUUACCGAAAUUGAACGCCAGCAGAAGGAACAGGAGGAAGCAGAAAAUCAACGCGCUCUGGAAGAAUACGAGAAAAAGUUUGGCCGUAAGAAAUACCGCGAAAGAAAACGAGUUCAUGUGGAGGAGACCAAAGAUAGCAAGUGGUUGGUUUACGUACUGAUAUCGAGCGGAGUUCUUCUGGCUGCAGUGUUUGCAUAUUUCAUGAUAUCCAAUUAGUUAGUUGUACCUAUUCAAUCUUCAAACAAUGCACUUCA
Malaya genurostris is the source of this 2815-nucleotide messenger RNA. Its product is annotated as NF-X1-type zinc finger protein NFXL1. Gene Ontology annotation, cellular component: nucleus. The transcript has 4 exons. Bases 90 to 2777 code for a protein of 895 amino acids. Gene Ontology annotation, biological process: regulation of DNA-templated transcription. The record is from RefSeq and is a predicted model, not a curated record. Lineage: Eukaryota; Metazoa; Arthropoda; Insecta; Diptera; Culicidae. Gene Ontology annotation, molecular function: RNA polymerase II transcription regulatory region sequence-specific DNA binding; zinc ion binding; DNA-binding transcription factor activity, RNA polymerase II-specific.